Molecule: messenger RNA, 2157 nt
Organism: Elephantulus edwardii (Cape elephant shrew)
Lineage: Eukaryota; Metazoa; Chordata; Mammalia; Macroscelidea; Macroscelididae
Product: disintegrin and metalloproteinase domain-containing protein 2-like
Exons: 20
Coding region: 1-2157 (718 amino acids)
Biological process (GO): cell adhesion; proteolysis; binding of sperm to zona pellucida
Cellular component (GO): plasma membrane
Molecular function (GO): metalloendopeptidase activity
Source: RefSeq, a predicted model, not a curated record
AUGGCGGGCAUACAUCCCUCAACUCCUACGCAGGUGGCCAGCAGUGUGUGCGCCCCCCACCCCAGUGUGGGAAGCCUACAGGAGGCGCGCACCCCGCCCAGCGUGGGUGGCCGUUGGGGGCGCACCUCCCCACCCCGCCGCACAGGUGCUUGGCGGGAAAUUACCAAUCUUUCUUCCUUGCAGUCUUCUGUAGCCUACAACAUUGUAAUUGAUGGAAGAACAUACAUUCUGAACCUAACGCAGAAAACCUUUUUACAUCAUAAUUUUAGAGUCUAUGGUUAUCAAGGUGCAGGAAGUAUGAAACCUCUUAAACAAAAUUUCCAGAAUCUCUGCUUUUACCAAGGAUUUAUUGAAGGUUUUAAAAAUUCCAUGGUGAUGGUUAACACAUGUACUGGACUCAGAGGCUUACUACAGUUUGAAAAUACCACUUAUGGAAUUGAACCCCUAGAUUCUGCUGUUGGAUUUGAACAUAUGAUUUAUCAAGCCAAACCUAAUAAUACAGGUGUUUCAUUGUAUGUGGAGGAGGUGAAGUCAAGAGACCUGCCCUAUAAAAUACAAAGUGUAAAGCCAGUAGAAGAAUUUUCACAAUAUAUAGAAAUGCAUAUUGUAGUUGAAAAAAAUUUGUAUGAUCACAUGGGUUCUGAUACAUCUAUUGUUACUGAAAAAAUUUUCCAGUUGAUCGGAUUGACCAAUGCUAUUUUUGCUUCACUUAAUACUACAGUAAUUCUAUCUUCAUUGGAGCUUUGGAUAGAUGAAAAUAAAAUUUCAACUACUGGAGAUGCUAAUGAUAUAUUAAACAGAUUUUUAAUGUGGAAAAAAUCUUACCUUGUUUUGCGUCCACAUGAUGUGGCAUUCUUACUUGUUUACAGAGAAAAUUCAGCCUAUGUUGGUGCAACCUAUCAAGGGAAGAUGUGUGAUAGAAUAUAUGGAGGAGGUGUUGCUAUGCACCCCAAGAUUAUAAAUUUGGAGUCACUUUCUAUUAUUUUAGCUCAGUUACUGAGUCUUAGCAUGGGGAUACCUUAUGAUGACAAGAGCAACUGUCAUUGUCCUGGAGCAGUCUGUAUAAUGAACCCAGAAGCAAUUCAUUCCAGUGGUAUGAAAAGCUUUAGUAACUGCAGCAUGGAAGACUUUGCACAUUUUAUUUCAAAACCUAACUCCCAGUGUCUUCGUAAUCAGCCACAUUUAGAACCAUCAUUCAAAUCUGCCAUUUGUGGUAAUGGAAUAGUAGAACCAGGAGAACAGUGUGACUGUGGAACUGAAGAGGAAUGUCGUCGGACACCAGGGCAUUGUUGUAAUUUUGCCACCUGUACAUUCGUUGGUGGAGCAAAUUGUGCUACAGGAGAGUGCUGUGAAGGAUGUUUUUUUAAGAGUAAAGGAGAAUUAUGUAGGGAACCCAAUAAUGAAUGUGAUCUCCCUGAAUUUUGCAAUGGAACAUCUUCAGUCUGUCCGGAAGACUUUUACAUUCAGAAUGGGCAUCCUUGUGGAGGAGAACAGUGGAUAUGUCUGGAAGGAAAGUGUUUGAAUGGAGAGAAACAAUGUAUCGAUACAUUUGGUGAUGGUGUAACUUUUGGUAGUGAAGAAUGUUUUAAAGAAAUUAAUUCUCUGAAUGAUCGAACUGGGAACUGUGGUUUACAUGAUACUGGAUACAAACCUUGUCUAACUAAACUACAGUACAUCACCUUCUACAGCAAAAUGCUUCAGGUUUUUUUCUGCUUCGGGCAAGUUUGCAAGGAUAAGCAAUGUGUUGAUAUGAGUUACUUGAAUUAUGACUGCGACAAAAAGAAACAUUGCAAUGAUCGAGGUGUAUGCAAUAAUAAAAAACAUUGCCAUUGUAACCCUGGCUAUUUACCUCCAGAUUGCAGCACUCAAGAUAUGUCAUCACUUGGUGGGAGUUUGGAAAGUGGAAAUUUCCACAUUAGCAGUCGCUAUUCUGAGAUCAAAUACAGUCCCAGACCUGUGAAAUGGCCAUUGUUCUUGCUCAUUCCCUUCUUCAUUAUUCUUGGUUUACUGAUUGUUAUACUGGUAAAAUUAAAUGGUCAAAGAAAAAACUGGACAGCAGAUGACUAUGCAAAUGAUGAGCAAUAUGAAAGUGAAAGUGAACUCAAAGAGGAGCCUGGACAAGAGGAAACAUAUGAUUCCAAAGUGAGUGCCAAAUAA